This is a messenger RNA of Vigna umbellata (rice bean), 1233 nucleotides long. RefSeq lists its product as uncharacterized. The record is from RefSeq and is a predicted model, not a curated record. Lineage: Eukaryota; Viridiplantae; Streptophyta; Magnoliopsida; Fabales; Fabaceae. Gene Ontology annotation, molecular function: ribonuclease III activity. Gene Ontology annotation, biological process: RNA processing.
GAGUUGAAGGUGAAUUUGAGUUGUGCCACCAUGGAAACUCUGUUAUCUCUGUCAUCUUUAUCUUCUUCCCUGAAAUUUGCAGUGCGAGCUUCGUGGGACACGCAACAGAGACUCCCUUACAACCCCAACGCUCCCAGAAAGCUUAAGAAGAACAUCGUUUCCACUCCCACUCCUUCUUCCGCUGCACCGAUUACUCGGAAGAGGGACCAAUACAUUUCUGAUCUUCUCAAGCGCGCGACUCCUCUCCCCACUAUAGCUCAUGUAGAAGAAGAGCAAGACGAAACUUAUCUGGGAUAUGAGAAAUGGCUGCCAACUCCACCAAAAGUGGUGAAGCCUCGAUCUGUGUUUAACGCUGCUACUCUGGCUUACAUCGGCGAUUGCAUAUACGAGCUAUACGCUCGUAGGCACUUUUUGUUUCCUCCCCUAAGUAUUGAAGAAUACAAUGUUCGGGUUAUGGCAGUUGUGCGUUGUGAGGCUCAAGAUGCAUUGCUGCAGAAACUUCUUGAAAGUAACUUCUUAUCAGAUCAGGAGAGGGAUGUUCUUCGAUGGGGAAAAAACAUAGUUUCCAGCAAAACUAAGACCAAAAAACGUGCUGGUACAGCUGUGUAUAGCAGAGCAUCUUCACUAGAAACAUUAGUUGGUUAUCUGUAUUUGACAAAUGUGAAUCGCUUGGAAAAGCUAAUGCUAGAGUUGGGAUUCUCAGUUGACUCUUCAGAGACUCUGAAUAUUGAAGAAAUAAUAGCAGAUGAAUUGAACAACAGAUGAAUAUGAUCUUCAGACAAUCUCCCACAUGAGCAGGCAAAACAACUUCUGAAGAUUUUGUUCGUAUGUAUUCAUCUACAAAACAUAUAUGACUUCCUCUUUUUACUUUGGCGGGAGAUGCUGUAUCACAACCACAUUCCAACAGCAUAUCUUUCUGUGCCAUAUAGGUCAGAUCAGAAGCCUCUAAGCUCCUUUAUAACAGUAUUUAUGGAGGUUGUGGCACCAUAGUUUGCUGGCAAUUUAUCCUUUUUCAAAUGGGUUCAGUCAGAAGAAGGAAGUAAUGCAGCGAAACUUUUGGUUCAGUGUGGUAGAUUUCUGUUAGGGUUAGCAAAUUUUGCUCGAAUUUAGUUGAGUUGGUAGGUUCAUAUGUGAAUUCAAUUAGUAGAAUACCAAAGACGUCAGACCAAUGCAUCACUUGUACUAUUAUUACUUUGGAAUUAUUACCUCUACUAGUCUUUCAUCUACUCCGCA